ACAACUGCGCAGAGUCGCAGCCGCGCAUCCGACAUCGGGGACGCCUUCCGCCUCGCUGCCCGAAAUUACAGGCAGCAAGAUGUCGCUCUCGAGCUCUUCGCCCAAACACUCCAUCAACGGCGACAGCGAAGAUGACAGUCGACACGACUCCAACUUGACGCGGACCGAGUCCAUGCGCUCGGCCGCCGACCACUUCACGCGGUUCCACGAAAUCGUCUUCGUGGUCGUGGUGUGCAUGUCGCAGUUCAUGACGCAGGCCGCGCUGAGCGUCAACCUCGCCCCGCUGGACAUCAUCGGCGACGGGCUCAACAUCUCGCAACCCGGCAUCCUGAGCUGGUUGAUCGCCGGCUACUCACUCACCGUCGGGACUUUUAUCCUGUUCUUCGGCCGGCUGGGCGAUCUCUUCGGCUACCGCCUCAUGUUCAUCAUCGGCUUCGUCUGGUUCGCGCUGUGGUCCAUGGUCGCCGGCGUCAGCGUGUAUUCGAACUACAUCCUCUUCAUCUUCGCGCGCACCCUCCAAGGCCUGGGCCCCGCCAUGCUCCUGCCCAACGGCCUCGCCAUCCUGGGCGCCACUUACCGCCCGGGGAAGAAGAAGCACAUGGUGUUCGCGCUGUUCGGCGCGAUGGCGCCCAACGGGUCCGUGAUCAGCGGCAUCUUCGCGGCCGUCUUCGCCCAGCUGGCCUGGUGGCCGUGGAUCUUCUGGUCGAUGGCGAUCUGGAACCUGAUACUGGCGCUGCUGGGCGUGUACGCCAUCCCGCCCGCGCCGACCGACCCGCGCAUCCGUACGCUCCCCCUGCGGGCCCUCUGCACAGAAAUGGACCUCAUGGGCGCAACGCUGGGGAUUACGGGGCUGGUGCUGGUGAAUAUCGCAUGGAACCAAGCGCCGGUGGUGGGAUGGGAGCAGGCGUACGUGUACGUGCUGCUGAUCGUGGGGCUGCUGAUCAUCGCGGGGUUUUUCGUCUGGGAGAUCCACGUGGCGGAAAACCCGCUCAUCCCGUUCCACGCGCUCAACGUCGACGUCUCGUUCAUCCUGGCCUGCGUGGCGUGUGGCUGGGCCAGCUUCGGCAUCUGGAUCUACUACUUCUGGCGAUUCCUUGAGGACAUCCGCGGCGUGCGCCCUAUUCUCGCGUCGGUUGAGUUCAUCCCGCCCUCCGUCAUGGGGAUUAUCGCCGCCUUCUCGACGGGCCAUCUGCUGAGUCGGCUCCAUCCGGGCUGGAUCAUGGUCAUGGCGCUCGUCGCGUUCACGCUGGGAAAUGUGCUGUCGGCGAUCGCGCCUGUGCACCAGACGUACUGGGCGCUGUCGUUCGUCACGCUGCUGAUUAUCCCGUUCGGUAUGGACAUGUCCUUCCCCGCCGCAACGGUGGUGCUGAGUGACGCGGUGGGGAGGGAGCAUCAGGGUGUCGCUGCGUCGCUGGUGUGCACUAUUGUCAAUUACAGUAUCUCGCUGGGACUGGGGUUCGCGGGCACCGUCGAGGUGCAUGUCAACCACGGCGGGAAGACGUUCGAAGAUAAGUUAUUGGGGUAUCGUGGGGCAUUCUAUAUGGGAAUUGGGCUCGGGGGAUUGGGGCUGGUCAUGAGUGUGGUGUAUGUGAUCCAUAGUCUGAGGAGGGGGCGGCGCGGUGGGAAGGGAACCGAGGACGCUUAG
Aspergillus homomorphus CBS 101889 is the source of this 1645-nucleotide messenger RNA. RefSeq names its product MFS transporter. The record is from RefSeq and is a predicted model, not a curated record. Gene Ontology annotation, molecular function: transmembrane transporter activity. Gene Ontology annotation, cellular component: membrane. The coding region runs from base 80 to 1645 and encodes 521 amino acids. Lineage: Eukaryota; Fungi; Ascomycota; Eurotiomycetes; Eurotiales; Aspergillaceae. Gene Ontology annotation, biological process: transmembrane transport. The transcript has a single exon.